Molecule: messenger RNA, 642 nt
Organism: Exophiala viscosa
Lineage: Eukaryota; Fungi; Ascomycota; Eurotiomycetes; Chaetothyriales; Herpotrichiellaceae
Product: phosphoribosyltransferase-like protein
Exons: 3
Coding region: 1-642 (213 amino acids)
Biological process (GO): adenine salvage; AMP salvage
Cellular component (GO): cytoplasm
Molecular function (GO): adenine binding; AMP binding; adenine phosphoribosyltransferase activity
Source: RefSeq, a predicted model, not a curated record
AUGACUCUUCCUGAAAAUCCAGACUCAAGUCAUGGCUCCGCGCGAUCAGAGCCCCAUGCCACCACCACCUCCUCCCAACUCUCCGGUCCUCAAGCGUUGCCGGAACUAAAGGCUCGAAUCAAAGCUGGACUGAAGACGUAUCCAGACUUUCCCAAGAAAGGCAUUUUAUUCGAAGACAUUCUCCCACUCUUCGCCUCACAUAGCCUACAUCAAGAUCUCAUCCGCGCAUAUGAACUUCAAGUUCACGAGAGCUUCGGCCCCGACAACCUCCCAGAUGUGAUAGUCGGCCUCGAUGCCAGAGGUUUCCUCAUCGGACCGACUUUGGCUUUGAGCUUCGGAGCUGGGUUCGUACCAGUAAGAAAGGCCGGGAAGCUGCCUGGCAAACUCGAAACGGCAGAAUAUGAGAAGGAAUAUGGUACGGAUACAUUUGCCAUGCAAACCGACGCGAUAAAACCCGGUCAGAAGGUCCUGGUUGUGGACGAUCUGAUCGCAACCGGUGGAUCGGCCUCAGCUGCAGGCACUCUGGUUGAGAAAUGCGGCGGAACCUUACUCGGCUAUAUCUUCAUCAUCGAGCUCACCUUUCUGAAAGGUCGGGAUAAGCUAAACGCACCCGUCUACACACUGUUGGAGAGCCAGUCAUAG